AGAUAAACUUAGCACAAAAAAUGGUGUUCCUGUUUUGGAUUUGAUGUCUCUCUUCCUCCCAAAUCUGACUGAGAUGUCUUCAGUCCAUAGAAACUUAGAUCCUGCCGUAUACAAUGAUGUUGAGAAAACAUUUGAGAGUUACAUCAUUGCUGAUACUUGUGUUCAGUGUCUUCAGAGGAUAUACCUUCACAUGUCAUCGAACAGAGUAUCUGAUUGAGGAUCAUUGCUGUCCUAGGUGUCCUGCUGGAAAUCGAGUUAGAAAACAUUGCAAAGAGUUCGGUACUUCCUGUUUGAAUUGUGAUGAGGGAACAUUCAUGGAUCAUCCUACAGGACUUACAGAAUGUUUUCCCUGUGCACGCUGUGAUUCAGGUUCUGGUUUAAAGAUAAAGACAGCAUGUACGACUACAUCAAAUACAGUUUGUGAACCACUGGAGGGAUUCUACUGUAAGGACUCUUCAGAAAAAGGCUGUAUGGAAGCACAGAAACACAGAAGCUGUCAACCAGGACGAUAUAUCAGCCAAAAUGGAACAGUAUUAAAGGACACUGAGUGCUCUGACUGCAGAGAUGGAACAUUUUCAGAUGGGACAUUAUUGACAUCAUGUCAGCCACACACACAAUGUCAAUCAUUGAAUCUUCAGCUGAUAAAACCAGGAACUGCUUCAACGGAUGCUGAAUGUGGAGAACAAAGUUCAGGAGCUGUGAUCGGCAUUGUUGUGGGGGGGCUUGUGACCUGUUUAGUGGUGGCUGGAAUAUCUCUACUUGUCGUGUUGAUUCUCAGAAAGAAGGGACGAUGUAAAAACACAGUAAAAAGGAAUGCAGACAAUCAACAACAGAAUAAACAUCCACAUGAAGAAGAACAGCUGCAGGUUGUGGCUGUGAUAAAUGAACACAGAGACAGUUCACCGGACACUGCAGAGGAAAGUUCCAUGCAAGUCACGGACUAAGUAUGUAACAGCUCCAGGCUCUUCACUCAUAACUUCUGCUCCAUCUCUCUCACCUGUACAUUUUGCUGCUUGUACAGUAAGCUCUCCUUGUGUGGAACACCUUAAAGGCCAACAUCUUCCCAUCCCUGUCAUUACAAGCCACAGAUCACACAGACAUCAUGUGUCUGAAGGCAGGUAUCAUCAGAGAUCAAACACCUGGCCCCUGCCCCCGCGGCCUCUUGCCUCUACUGAAGCCACUCCUGACCAAGCUUCUGUCAGGACGGCUCUGCUCAACGCUCGCUCCCUUACCAACAAGACAUUUCUUCUCAAAGAUGUAUUUUUUAGGGAAAAUUUGGAUUUUUGGAUCCUUACUGAAACCUGGCAGAGGAAUAUGGAGUAUUCGUCCAUCAUUGAACUUUGUCCUGCAGACUGUAGCUUCAUCAGGACACCGAAGCUGUCAGGCCGUGAUGGUGGUCUGGCAGUGAUUUUUAGAAAUGGUUUUAAUUAUCAGUUGGUUAGCACCGACACUGUCCCCUCAUUUGAACUCAGUAUGACUCGGAAAAAAGGAAAAUCCCGCAUUCUGCUCUUGAUACUAACGUUUCAGUCCCUCUGGACCUUCUUCAAGAGUAUCUUGAAGAAGGUCCAGAAGGACAGAAAAGUUUUCUUUAAUAAAUGCCGAUGCUGUAGCAAGAGCAGAGUGCGGGAUUUUCCUUUUUUCCAAGUUUCUGAUAUUUUCCAGUGCACCUGCACAGAAGAAUUGUUGGCUGUGCAAAUUGUUUCUUCGCAUAAACUCAAUAUGACUAAAAUUGGUAAGUCAAAGCCUUUUUACUCUAUUUUAAUUUACCGACGUCACGGCUCAUCUGACCCUAACCUGUCUGAUGUUACUGAGUUUUUAUCUUGAGUUAUAAAGUUGGACAUAGUUUUAAUUAUCAGUGAUUUUCAU
Sander lucioperca (pikeperch) is the source of this 1866-nucleotide messenger RNA. RefSeq names its product tumor necrosis factor receptor superfamily member 14-like. Gene Ontology annotation, molecular function: protein binding. The record is from RefSeq and is a predicted model, not a curated record. Gene Ontology annotation, cellular component: external side of plasma membrane. NCBI's taxonomy places the organism in Eukaryota, Metazoa, Chordata, Actinopteri, Perciformes, Percidae. The coding region runs from base 114 to 944 and encodes 276 amino acids. The transcript has 11 exons. Gene Ontology annotation, biological process: positive regulation of cytokine production involved in immune response; defense response to Gram-negative bacterium; positive regulation of peptidyl-tyrosine phosphorylation.